Molecule: messenger RNA, 1131 nt
Organism: Kuraishia capsulata CBS 1993
Lineage: Eukaryota; Fungi; Ascomycota; Pichiomycetes; Pichiales; Pichiaceae
Exons: 1
Coding region: 1-1131 (376 amino acids)
Biological process (GO): regulation of DNA-templated transcription
Molecular function (GO): zinc ion binding; DNA-binding transcription factor activity, RNA polymerase II-specific
Source: RefSeq, a predicted model, not a curated record
AUGAAUUCAGACAGUUUUUUUGAAGAAUCAGCUACUCCAAUUAGAUUGCCUCAAAUCAACAGCAUCUUUCCUUUAAGACUUAGAAACCUGAACGAAUUCGUUGGAGUCUCACCGCCAUCUCCACUCUAUGCUCCCCCACAAACCACUCCUGUUGAAUCACCACUCUCUGGAAAAAAGUCUCUAUAUCCAGUGGUAACACCCUGGAGCUUUGGAAGGCCUAUAUUUCCAGAGUUUGGCUCUGAGAAUCAAGAAAACCUCAAUUCGCGCAACCUUCCCAUCCCGUUUUGUUCUCCUUUUGACCGCACAAGACAGGAUGUCCAAGGCAGGUCCGUUUCUCUUAACCAUUGCUUUGAGCUCCAAACUCCAAGAUCUAAAGAACUUGCAGUGGACUUAAAUCUAGAUUUUUCUGAAAAGACAAGAAACACUAUCAAAAAGGUCUUCCUCGAUUCUUCUUCACCAGCAUCGUCUCGUUCCAGUAACAAUGUCUGUGAAAAAAAUAGAAGUUUUUGGAGAACUGUCAUGGGAGAAAAAGCACCAGUCAUACUCACUGAAAAAAGUAUUUUAUCUACGAGUCAGGACAUGGAUGACGAUGCAACAAUCACAGCUCCAGCAACAGAUGAAGCAGAUGGAGUCCUGGACAUUGCCAAACAACAGAAGGCAGAGAGCUCGGAUCCCGAUUUUGAGAUUUCAAACACGAAGAGAAACAAACCCGUGAAGAGGAACAGAAGUAGUUCGUCAGUCAAAACUCGCGACAGGAGGCACACAAAAAGAAAUCCAAAGCAACAACGCUGGAGCGAAGAGAAGAAAAAGAAAAAGAAGCUAGCAUUGGAAGAAUCGAAAUUGACCAACAGGAAAACUGUCUUGCCGAGAUCAAAAAAUGGUUGUUGGACGUGUCGCCUAAGAAGAAAGAGAUGUCCAGAAGAUAAACCCGAGUGUUCUGAAUGCGUCCGGUUGGGACUAGAAUGUGACGGAUACCUGGCCGAAAAGCCUUGGUUUGCUCUUUCAGCCGAAGCAGGAAGAUACAGAAUGGAGCAGAUCAAACAGGUGACGAUCUCAAAAAAAGGAAGAGGGGGGAAUAAAAAAGACCAAGUUAUGACAGCUUACGUUCGAGAAACGGAGACAAGCUCAUGA